AUUCUGGGUAAGCCUGCACCGCAGGUGUUAUUCACCCCAAGAGCUUUGGAAAUCGCUUGAAAUAUCCAGGCAACACCAACAAGAGAAUCUGGCCGAAACAUUUGUGGUGAUGGCAGCAAUUGGCAGAGAUACUAUCUCCAUGUGUUUGCAAUAAAUCUACACCCGGAUGGUUUGGUCACACUCGCACUCUACAACCCCAAUAUCAAUAUCCCCGCCAGCAGAAUGGUGCCCCUCCCUCUCUUCAAGUUCGCAGCUCUAUUUGUCAGACACAUUUCGAAAUAUGGCGCGGUAGGAAUUUCCGAGCAAUUCCAUGCUAAUCUUCCAAAGCUGAUUCUUUUUAGAAUUGGAUCAAAGUGCAAGCUCACGACCACCCGAAGUUCCGAACCAUUGCUGCUCGAUAUGGACAGACAAUGCACCAGAUCAACAUGCGAAUGGCAGUAACCCUACUUCGAGAUGUCGCCGCAGAAAAAAGAGCCAAGGAGCAGGCAGAAGCGCCUACAGUCAAGACCGCGGAACAAAUGAAGCAGGACGAGAUUAAAAAGCAAGAAAGGAAGGCUGCACAAGCCGUAAGUCCCUGGAGAAGGAAGUUCAGGCCACUGCCAGAGAACAAAGCUGUUGAUCUAUUUGCGGAUGUCAUUGGGGACUCGUUCAUUCUUUUGGUGGCGGGUGGAUUGAUCAUGUACGAAUUUGUACGGAGUAAGGGGAAACCGGAUCACAAUGCCGAGAAGAUAGCCCAGUUACAGGAGAAGUUGGAAGAGUUGGAUAGAAGAGAGAAAGAAUUGGAAGAAGCAGAGAAGAAGCAAAAGGCUCGAGUCGAGACAAUGGAGCAGGCUAUUGAAGAAAUGAAAAGGUUAACUGCUGAAGCAAAGAGCAAGAAAUCCUUAUUUUCUGCGGCAUGA
Messenger RNA from Hymenoscyphus albidus, 899 nucleotides. The record is from the annotation of a GenBank genome assembly. NCBI's taxonomy places the organism in Eukaryota, Fungi, Ascomycota, Leotiomycetes, Helotiales, Helotiaceae.